GCAACAACCUUCGGCGUCUGCGUAGUUUGGUGUUCUGCUUCUGCCCACAUUGCACAUAGUUCUGAUCAUAAUUUUUGAAUUUAGAGAAAUAUUAGUCCAAAAAUAGUUGAAUCAAAGUUAAGAGACGUCAAUCCUUGACAAUGGAUUUUCAAAAUCGAGUUGGUGGUAAAACGGGAGGUGGUGGUGUAGCAUCAUGGUCGGAAUCAAACAGAGAUCGACGUGAGCGUCUGAGACAGUUGGCCCUCGAAACCAUUGAUCUCAAUAAGGACCCAUAUUUUAUGAAGAAUCAUUUGGGUACCUAUGAGUGUAAACUGUGUUUGACGCUACACAACAACGAGGGAAGUUACCUAGCUCACACCCAAGGAAAGAAACAUCAAAGUAAUUUGGCUAGAAGAGCUGCCAAAGAUGCUAAAGAUUCCCCCAUUCAGCCAUCAUUGGAAAAGGCACGUGUAGACAUCAGGAAGUUUGUGAAGAUUGGCAGGCCAGGUUACAGAGUCACAAAGCAGCGUGAUCCAAACUCCGGUCACCAGAGCAUGCUUUUCCAAGUUGACUAUCCAGAAAUCGCUGAAGGAGUUGCACCUAAACAUAGAUUCAUGUCAGCCUAUGAGCAGCGUAUUGAACCUCCAGAUCGUCGUUGGCAGUAUCUUUUGUUUGCUGCAGAACCAUAUGAAACAAUCGCUUUCAAAAUUCCUUCUCGAGAGGUAGACAAGAGCGAAGGCAAAUUUUGGACUCACUGGAACAAAGACGCUAGACAAUUCUUUCUUCAAUUCUCCUUCAAACUGGAUGGCCGCAAACCUUCCAUGGCUCCUCCACCUCCUCCGCCCGGAAUUCCGCGUCCGCCAGCCAAUUUACCCCCUCCACCAGGAGUCAUGGGCAUGGCUCCACCACCUCCACCUCGACAAAUGUACAAUUUUAUGGGCUAAGUUCUUGUUUUAAUAACCAACCAGUCUUCUCCAUUUACUCCUACGAGACCCACACACUGGGUGAAAAUACAAAUGUUUGUCUCC
Molecule: messenger RNA, 1007 nt
Organism: Daphnia pulex (common water flea)
Lineage: Eukaryota; Metazoa; Arthropoda; Branchiopoda; Diplostraca; Daphniidae
Gene: Sf3a2
Product: splicing factor 3A subunit 2-like
Exons: 5
Coding region: 141-923 (260 amino acids)
Biological process (GO): spliceosomal complex assembly
Cellular component (GO): catalytic step 2 spliceosome; U2 snRNP; nucleus
Molecular function (GO): nucleic acid binding; zinc ion binding
Source: RefSeq, a predicted model, not a curated record